Messenger RNA from Rhizopus microsporus ATCC 52813, 860 nucleotides. RefSeq names its product ARM repeat-containing protein. The transcript has 3 exons. Gene Ontology annotation, biological process: regulation of translational initiation. Gene Ontology annotation, cellular component: cytoplasm; eukaryotic translation initiation factor 3 complex. Bases 15 to 656 code for a protein of 213 amino acids. Lineage: Eukaryota; Fungi; Mucoromycota; Mucoromycetes; Mucorales; Rhizopodaceae. Gene Ontology annotation, molecular function: translation initiation factor activity; ribosome binding. The record is from RefSeq and is a predicted model, not a curated record.
AGCAUACAUAUAAAAUGGUUCAACGUCCAGAAAACAUUGCCAAUAUCAUCAAUGGUGUUGAACGCUAUAAUCCUGAAAAUAUUGAUGCACUCGAAAACUACUUAAACCAUCAAUGUGAAAAUGGUCAAUAUGACUGUGAAGCUAAUUUAGCCAUUCUUAAGCUCUAUCAGUUCAACCCUCAGCUGGCUAAAGAACCUAUUGUCGCAAAGAUUCUCGUUAAAGCUUUAACUGCUCUUCCUGCACCUGACUUUAACUUAUGUUUAUACCUCUUAGCUGAACAUGCUCAGUUCAAGUCUAUUGAAAGUUUAACAGAAUUGCAACAACUUUUGGAACAAGCACGUUAUGAAAAGUUUUGGCAAUCUGAUCUUACAGCAUGGACAAAGGUUGUUCCCAACUUUGAAACUGAGAUCCGUCAAGUGAUUGCUCGAGUGAUUGCCAUGUCAUAUCAAACAAUCAACGCUUCUACUUUAUCAGGCUAUCUUGGAUUAAAAGGAGAUGAGUUUGACAAGUUCUGUGCUAGUCAACAAUGGCAAAAGAAUGGAGAUAUAGUUCAGAUUCCUAUCAACAAGGGUAACGAAGCAAAGGCAGUUGUUAUUAGAGAAAACAUCAAGUUUGAACAAUUAACAAAAGUGAUUGGAUAUUCUAAUGAACUGUAAAAGGGACCAAAUAAAAUAAUCGUCAAGCAAAAUUGUUAUAUUUAAAAGAGAACAACGGUAGGCACACAGCCAUUCUUCAUGACUUCCAUGACAAUCCCUUGAUCAUUUCCAGUCAAGUAAGUGGAUCCAAAUGGAUUUUGUUCACUCGAUCCGCGUGUAAGGAUCACUGGCUUCUUUUGUCCAUUUUCCUUGAUUAUGUUACUA